Fusarium vanettenii 77-13-4 is the source of this 879-nucleotide messenger RNA. RefSeq lists its product as uncharacterized. Lineage: Eukaryota; Fungi; Ascomycota; Sordariomycetes; Hypocreales; Nectriaceae. The transcript is spliced from 2 exons. The coding region runs from base 1 to 879 and encodes 292 amino acids. The record is from RefSeq and is a predicted model, not a curated record.
AUGCGCCUCCUCAACACACAAACCAUCGCGGUCGAGACAUUUGGCGAUGACCAAAUCCCUGCAUACGCCAUCCUGUCUCACACCUGGGAGGUAGAGGAGGUGACUUUCCAGGACAUGGAGCUCGGAAAGGCAACAAGCAAAAAGGGCUGGGCAAAGGUCAAAGACAGCUGUUCUAUGGCCCGCAAGAACGGAUUCGACUACGUCUGGCUAGACACCUGCUGCAUCGACAAGACCAGCAGUGCUGAGUUGUCCGAGGCCAUCAACUCGAUGUAUCGUUGGUACCAGGAAGCCGCUGUGUGCUACGCCUUUCUUGCAGAUGUUUCUGAUCUAUCUGGGCUCUCUAGCAGCAAGUGGUUCACCAGAGGAUGGACCCUGCAAGAGCUGAUUGCCCCGUCGUCAAUCAUUUUCUUCAGUCAGAUUUGGGACGAGCUAGGCACUAAGGAAACCCUUGAUCGAGUCAUAUCAGAACGCACCAAAAUACCCAAAGAUAUUCUCUCUGGAGUUCAAGACUUGGAGAUGACCAGCGUUGCGCAGAGAAUGUCGUGGGCAUCAGAUCGAAGAACCACAAGGAGAGAAGACCUUGCCUACUGCCUGAUGGGAAUCUUCAACAUCAACAUGCCACUGCUAUAUGGAGAGGGAGAAAAGGCCUUUAUCAGACUCCAAGAGGAAAUCAUGAGGGUAUCAGAUGACCACAGCCUGUUCGCAUGGAACCAACCCAGCCGCCUUCAAAGACUCUGGGAACAUCAUUCCCCGGAACCUCUUUAUGCCGUACAACAGUCCCUUCACUUUGACCAACAAGGGUGUUCACCUGGACCUUCCCUUCAUCGGGUUGGGAGACCGAGGCACAGGACUGGCCGUCUUAUCCUGCACCGAGGUUGA